CAGAUGGGAGCUUUCCAUGUGAUUCAGCGAGCGGCUUUAUCAGAGGCAGCUGCAGUCCCCUUUACAGACACACUCACUGCCUCUCCGUGCACCAGAAACAAGGACGUCCUUCUUUUGCCUGGAAACCGGAGAUGUUAGAAACAAGCAGUUAGAGCCUCGCUGCAUCAUUACUGCUGAAGUUUCAUUUCUGGGAGUUAAUCGGCUUUUAGAGAACAUUAAAAAUCGUCGUACAGAUCUGGCUACAAGGGACUACUUGAAAAGCUUAACCUGAAUGUGAUAUUUGGUUGAAGAAGGCAGGAAUAAAAAGCCAUCAUCAUGAAUUUUGUUAUGAAGCAAGCGUUGGGAGGGGCGACCAAAGACAUGGGCAAAAUGCUGGGGGGCGAGGAGGAAAAGGACCCUGAUGCCGAUAGGAAGGAGGAGGAAAGACAGGAAGCCCUCAGGCAACAAGAAGAAGAGAGGAAGGCAAAGUAUUCAAAAAUGGAAGCAGAAAGAGAAUCGGUCCGACAGGGCAUCAGGGACAAGUAUGGCAUCAAGAAGAAGGAGGAGAAAGAGGCAGAGGCCCAGGCAGCUAUGGAGCAGGCAUCCGAAGGCAGUUUGACCCGUCCCAAGAAAGCAAUCCCAGCCGGCUGUGGAGAUGAGGAAGAGGAGGAGGAAAGCAUCGUUGAUACAGUCAUGAAGUUCCUGCCAGGACCACUUCAAGAUAUGUUUAAUAAAAAGUAACAUUUGUCCCAAUGAGUCGUCGCUUUACCGAAACCAUGUCAUGAAAUCCGCCUUCUCUUUCCCUUUCUCGCAUUUGUUCUAAGAUCUCUGGACUCUACUCGUGUGCCAUAACAUCGGGUUUAACUGAGGGGUCGAAACAUACGUGACAUUUUUUGGAUUGAAAAAAUGAAGAAAAACGCGUGCACUAGAAAUGUUGCAUAUGCAUGUCUACUGCACCUUGGAUCUCUUUUUAAAGACAAGUUUAACGCCCCAUGAGUCCAGACCUUGGAGCAAAUAUCCUCCAUGCUUCAUUGAUUUUGUUUGUAAAUAGCAAACGAAAAAGCUGUAUGUGAAUACAGAUAGAUAUAUAUCGAUAUAUAUCGAUAUGCACAUAUAUAUAGAUAUAUAUAGAAAUAGAAAUAAACAAUGACUAAGAGUAAAAGCCAUAAUUUUAUCCUGGAGAGGUCUCUCCAGAUCAUAUCAUGUUUUGAUUGUUGCUCUGUUAUAGAGUUUUAUUGAUAAAUCCACGUGGUUAACCUAUAAAAUAGUCUUUGUGACGUUUCGUUUGACAUUCAUUCAUCAAACUGGCCUACAAGCUUUCAGGCAUCGUGAGUUGUAACAAGAUUAUUUUGACUCAAAACUGUACUAAGAAGGAGAACGUAACUUUAUCACACAUUGCUUUGCAUUUUUCUGUAAGCAUGCUAUCAAUAUUUUGUUUAUCAGUAUGCUCACUGUAUCCCAUUUCAUUGGACAUUUCAGGUGAAAUACACUGAAAUUCGAGGCAAUAACUCUGGGUUUGGAUUUUGUUGUCCGACAGACAAGUUAAACAGCAUAUUGGUCUAUACUCGUCUCUGUAGUUCUUCCUAACGAUAUAUACAAACUCUCAUUAUGUUACGCACAUACAUAGCAAACUUAAACAGACUACGGAAUUGAUUCCUAACAUUAGCUAACCGGGCCGAAGCAAGAUGUAAACCGUAGAGCAAGAUGUACUAUGAAUUUACUUGCGUUUGCGGUAAUACAGAAUGUUAGGGGUGACUUUGAUCACGUACAACCACAAUUGGAUCAAUAGGGCUAUAUAUAAAUAUAUAAACUUCAUCUUCACUGCUGUACAGUAAAUCUAGUUAUUUCAUGUCUACAUUUAUUUACGUUAGCUCUCACAAUGAGGUUGUGAGCACAUGUUACGUAAACAGACAGUGACAAUGGUGCAAUAUUUGUUUCUGAAUGAAGAUGUCCUGUGUGGGUUGAAGAUGGGCAACUGAGCCCAGAUCAGCAAUGACAGACAAUCUUCACGACUAAAUGUUCAUCUUAUUUGCUAGAAAAUGUUGGUGUGCGAACGUGGUGUUGUCUUCCUAAUUUCAGUCCAAGAAAAUACUUCUGAGCUUAGUAAAAGAAGAGAAGAAUGUUGCAGGAUUUCUUACUGCUGGUCACUUGAACUUAUUUUUGAGAAUGUGAAGUUGCUUCGCUACAUAUUCAUUUAUGUUUACAAGAACUGUCAAAGUUAACACCUUAAGGUGUGUGAUAAUGUUUAUCAGGUGUGUUUUUAGCGCAGGUGAAACCAGUACAGAAUGCUGUUGCGUAUGUUGCAAAAUUAUGAGCGUCAUCCACACAAAAUGCAGAACCUAAAAAUACACACAGGCCUGUUAUUUAGUUUGUUAAUGCGCUAAAUAUAUAUAUUUUUUUCCAAUUCAUAACUAUGAAAUAACAUUUCACAGCUCUAGUAAGCUUGCUUAUCUCUAGUUCAUGUAUGAAGCUGCUUCUUGAUUCUAGAAUCGAUAAGACGGAAAACAACUUGACCGAAUUCCUUAUUCAUGCGAAUGUCAAAUGACAGAAUCAGAUCGUAUUACCAUUGUUUUCUUUUUCACUAAGAUAAAAGUUAAGAAAAAUGUUUGCGUGCUAUGAUAAGAAUGGUUGUAUUCUAAUUGAACUCUGUCCAUCUUUUAUGUCCUGCUACUCACAGAUCAUAAGUCUGAUCAUGAAGAUGUGUAAACGCCAGAGGCAAAUCUUAUGAUGCGGAAAAUUAAAGAUAGGAAUUUGUAUAAUGAUGCCAUUGCUUUGAACAUUCCAUAUAUUCCAGACAUUCCAUCUUGUCCAUGCCAUGCUGAAGAAUCAUGUGGGUAAUACUCAGCCCCAAGUUCAUGUGAAUAUGAAUGAAAAAUGUAUUCAGUGUCUCUAGAAAGACUGUGUUCCGAGAGUUAAACUCUCAGUUUAGUUUAUAGCACACAGUCAAAGUGAUGUCAUAGCUAUCUGUCCUGCCAGCCACAUACCACAAGCAACAAGACGUUCGAUAUUUGUUAAUGUUUGUGAUAUAAAUGUGCUUGCAGAUACAAAGUGUGUCCUUCUACAGCUGAACAAACUAGCCAGUUGCUAAGAAAUUUAUGAGAAAUGGAAUGAGCUAUCAAUCAUCCUGGAAUGUGUUUCAGAACUUACUGCCAAAGUAGUUACUAUUUCUGUGUUCGUAUGGCAACAACGUGACUUGUACCACGUUUGGAUACAUGAAAUGUGACCCUCCAUGCAAAUACAUCUGCAAGGAUUAAAAAAAAAAAUUCAUAUACAAGAGUUUUUACAAAGUUGUACUUUAAAAACAGACAGGCGCCAUUUUUAGAGCACAAAAUAUGUCGUUUAAUGAUUUUUAUAUGCGUGAAUCGACUGCCCUCGGUUUCGUCGAUCUCAUAGAGUCGACAAUGUGAUGUGGUGAAUUUUCAUUGGCUGCACUAACAAUUUAAAACUGCCCGAAGUCUAUGAUAUCACCCAUCCGAUCAUCGCUUAUGUUAUUAUUAAACCAAAGAGUGUUUGUAUCGUGAGAAUGCCUUUAAAAUGUUAUUUUACAAUUAUUUAUGAUUUUUUUAGAUAUUCUUAUUUUGACAUCAUUGAAGGUUUUGUCAUUGAUCUAAAUGAGAUUCCUAAAGACAAAUUGAUCUAAUAGAUUUGAUCAACUAUUAAAUACAGUUUGUUUACAAACAAUACUCUGUAACAGAAAACAAAUUACAACACCCUCACUUUCUGACACAGAACAGCUCUGUAACUAUUUCUUAUGUAAAAUCAAUUUCAUUCAACAUUCACUCAAUGUCACUUUCUCUCUCAGAUGCUAAUGAUGAUACUGCCUAACACAGUAACGUUAUAAUACUAUUCCAUUGUUGUUAUCGGAAUGUAAGUGUCUGUUGUUCAAUUGCAUCGUCCUACGCGGUUUCCUCUGUGUUGCAAAGAUAUCUGGUUGUGAUUUUCUGUCUGUAAUCUGUUCCUGUCUCCUGGUGGUUGUAUUUUGAGAAAAAAUGUUUCUUAUUUGGUGUAUUUUUUUAAGUCACUGUAAAUUCUCUCACCAACUUUCCUAUCUCUCUGCGUUGAUGAAUUGUAUGCAUGCAUAUGAUGUGCACUGUACGUGAGGUUGUAACUGGUAUUUCUGUGUGUCCUCUGUGUUUACCGAGCGCUUCACCUGUUGGCCUCACUGCAUGCCGUUAUUGACAGAUUUUAGACUGUAUACAUUCCUGCCAAAUGGAAUCACCACACGUGGAUAAUAAAGUGAUUUCAUAUCAGUU
Molecule: messenger RNA, 4232 nt
Organism: Triplophysa dalaica
Lineage: Eukaryota; Metazoa; Chordata; Actinopteri; Cypriniformes; Nemacheilidae
Product: complexin-1
Exons: 4
Coding region: 316-720 (134 amino acids)
Biological process (GO): neurotransmitter transport; synaptic vesicle exocytosis; regulation of neurotransmitter secretion
Cellular component (GO): SNARE complex; terminal bouton
Molecular function (GO): syntaxin binding
Source: RefSeq, a predicted model, not a curated record